Pistacia vera is the source of this 2653-nucleotide messenger RNA. RefSeq names its product potassium transporter 1. Gene Ontology annotation, cellular component: membrane. Gene Ontology annotation, biological process: potassium ion transmembrane transport. The transcript is spliced from 9 exons. The record is from RefSeq and is a predicted model, not a curated record. Gene Ontology annotation, molecular function: potassium ion transmembrane transporter activity. NCBI's taxonomy places the organism in Eukaryota, Viridiplantae, Streptophyta, Magnoliopsida, Sapindales, Anacardiaceae. Bases 61 to 2334 code for a protein of 757 amino acids.
ACACACACACACACACAACACAAGCCCCGAGGUGGGAAAAAGAAAAACAGGAGGAAGGCCAUGAAACCAUCACAAGAAUUUUUAGAACAGGGAAUACCUCAACAGAACCUGAAGAGGGCAUCCUGUACAACUGUGAUUACAUUAGCUUAUCAAAGCCUGGGAGUAGUCUAUGGUGACCUCGGUACUUCUCCUCUCUAUGUUUACAAAACCGCUUUCUCAGGGAAGUUGAGCCUUCAUGAAAAUGAUGAGGAAAUAUAUGGGGUGCUAUCCUUCAUCUUCUGGACAUUCACGCUCAUUGCACUCUUCAAAUACAUUUUCAUUGUGAUGUCAGCUGAUGACAAUGGUGAAGGUGGUACCUUUGCAAUAUAUUCCCUUCUGUGCCGACAUGCAAGGCUAAGCAUUCUACCAAAUCAACAAGCCACAGAUGAGAAGUUAUCUGCCUAUGGAACAGAUGGACCAGCAGACACAUGGCAGAGUUCUGCUUUGAAGACAUUAUUUAAAAAGCAUCCAAGACCUCGUAAUGUUCUGUUGAUCUUUGUUCUCCUAGGAACCUGUAUGGCAAUUGGUGAUGGAGUACUCACCCCUUCAAUAUCAGUUCUUUCUGCAGUUUCAGGUGUUCAACUUAAGAUCAAAGAACUCCAUGAGAAUUAUGUUGUUCUAAUCUCAUGUGUCAUAUUAGUGGGGCUUUUCUCAAUUCAGCACCAUGGAACACACAGAGUUGCUUUCAUGUUUGCUCCAAUUGUCACAACAUGGCUUCUAUGCAUUGGCAGCAUUGGGGUAUAUAACAUAUUUAAGUGGAAUCCACAUAUAAUUAAUGCUCUUUCUCCGGUUUACAUGUUGAAGUUCUUUAGAAGUACAGGCAUACCUGGCUGGGUGUCAUUAGGAGGAGUGGUUCUUUCAAUCACUGGUGUUGAGACCAUGUUUGCUGAUUUGGGGCAUUUCACUUCUCUCUCAAUAAAGGUGGCCUUUACAUGUCUAGUGUAUCCCUCUCUAAUUCUUGCUUACAUGGGUGAGGCUGCUUUUCUUUCUAAGCACCAUGAAGAUAUUCAGAGAAGCUUCUACAAGGCCAUACCAGAACCUGUAUUCUGGCCAGUGUUCAUUGUGGCCACUUUUGCAGCCAUAGUUGGAAGUCAAGCUGUAAUAUCGGCUACAUUUUCCAUUGUAAGCCAGUGCUGUGCACUAAACUGCUUUCCGGCCGUGAAAAUUGUCCAUACAUCCAGUAAAAUAUAUGGGCAGAUAUACAUUCCUGAGGUCAAUUGGAUUUUAAUGUGCCUUUGUUUGGCCGUGACAAUUGGAUUGAGAGAUACUAACAUGAUGGGUCAUGCAUAUGGGUUGGCAGUGACUACUGUUAUGUUUGUGACAACUUGUUUGAUGGCUCUGGUGAUGAUAAUUGUGUGGAAGCGAAGGCUAAUUUAUGUGGUUGCAUUCUUGGUGUUUUUUGGAUCGGUGGAACUGCUCUACAUUUCAGCAUGUGUUUACAAGGUUCCAGAAGGGGGUUGGAUACCACUUGUUCUGUCGUUGAUUUUUAUGGCAAUAAUGUAUAUAUGGAACUAUGGGACUAUGAAAAAACAUGAUUUUGAUGUGGAGAACAAGGUUUCAAUGAAUAGGAUAGUGGCUUUGGGGCCUAGCCUUGGCAUGGUCCGUGUCCCUGGAAUUGGACUUGUUUACUCUAAUCUAGUGACUGGAGUUCCUGCUAUAUUUGGACACUUUGUGACUAACUUGCCUGCAUUCCAUCAGGUUCUAGUUUUUGUCUGUGUCAAAUCUGUUCAAGUUCCCCAUGUCAAUGAAAAUGAACGGUUGCUCAUUAGUAGGAUGGGCCUAAAGGAGUAUAGCAUGUUCCGAUGCAUCGUGAGGUAUGGUUACAAGGAUCUGCAACAGGAGAACUAUGAUUUUGAGAACCGAUUGGUGUCUGAAAUAUUACAAUUUGUAGAAACAGAAGAAGAAAGUGCUCCCAGACCAACUACAGAAGAAUGUGUUGGAGACUCAGAUAUUGAAGUUUUGCAUGCUUCAGGACACUCUCGCAAAAAGUCAAAUCAUAAAGAGAACACAGAGCGAUCUUCACAUGAUUUCCGAGUGACUGAAUCAGGUAUUGAGCAUCCAGAUAACUUUCUACUUAAAGAUGAAUCUCUCCAGAUACUGAAAGCCAAAGAAUCUGGUGUUGCUUAUAUCGUUGGUCAUUCUUAUGCAAAGGCGAAGAAAUCAUCUUCCAUUCUCAAGAAAUUUACUAUCAAUGUUGUAUUUGCUUUUCUGAGCAAGAAUUGUAGAGAACCUGAGGUGGUCCUGAAUGUGCCCCACACUUCUUUGCUAGAAGUCGGCAUGAUUUACUAUGUCUAACUUUCACAAAAAAGCAUGCACAUUACUGAACAGACGGAGCUGCACAAUAAAGGAGCAAAAUCUGGUCUUACCAGCAACAUAGAUGUUUAUUAAGUAGUAUAGAGUUAGGAUGACAUUAGGAUAAUAAUAUUAGAGAGCCCUUCAAUAGGCAUAGUUUUCGACUGCUAAUCUUCAAGUUUGUAUCUUCAGUGAAAGUUGAUUAUCUGAUUUUAUCAUGUAGCUAUAAAGCAGAACUAACAAUUCCUGAAAAUUUUAUGUUCUAAAAUUUCAAAGUUCUGCCUCAUUUGUGACACAGGAUACAAACUGAAAGUGAUUCCAA